Debaryomyces fabryi is the source of this 414-nucleotide messenger RNA. RefSeq names its product 60S ribosomal protein uL14 (gene RPL23A). The transcript is spliced from 2 exons. Gene Ontology annotation, cellular component: ribosome; cytosolic large ribosomal subunit. Gene Ontology annotation, molecular function: large ribosomal subunit rRNA binding; structural constituent of ribosome. Gene Ontology annotation, biological process: translation. Lineage: Eukaryota; Fungi; Ascomycota; Pichiomycetes; Serinales; Debaryomycetaceae. The coding region runs from base 1 to 414 and encodes 137 amino acids. The record is from RefSeq and is a predicted model, not a curated record.
AUGUCUGGUUCUGGUGCUUCCGGUAACAAAUUCCGUAUGUCUUUAGGUUUACCAGUUGGUGCCGUUGUAAACUGUUGUGACAACUCAGGUGCAAGAAACUUAUACAUCGUCUCUGUUAAGGGAUUCGGUGCUAGAUUAAAUAGAUUACCUGCUGCUUCAGCCGGUGAUAUGGUUAUGGCUACCGUUAAGAAAGGUAAGCCAGAAUUAAGAAAGAAAAUCAUGCCAGCAAUUGUUGUUAGACAAGCUAGACCAUGGAGAAGAAAGGAUGGUGUCUACUUAUACUUCGAAGAUAAUGCUGGUGUUAUUGUCAAUCCAAAGGGUGAAAUGAAGGGUUCUGCUAUCACUGGCCCAGUUGCUAAGGAAUGUGCUGAUUUAUGGCCACGUAUUGCUUCCAACUCUGGUGUUGUUGUUUAG